This is a messenger RNA of Puntigrus tetrazona (Sumatra barb), 1240 nucleotides long. RefSeq names its product tubulin polyglutamylase complex subunit 2 (gene tpgs2). The transcript is spliced from 7 exons. Gene Ontology annotation, biological process: protein polyglutamylation. NCBI's taxonomy places the organism in Eukaryota, Metazoa, Chordata, Actinopteri, Cypriniformes, Cyprinidae. The record is from RefSeq and is a predicted model, not a curated record. Bases 67 to 939 code for a protein of 290 amino acids.
CAGCAUCCGUAGGCGAUACGCUGCAGCAAGCGAUCAAUGGCAUAGAAGUAUUUGUGUUGUUCUGGAAUGGAGGAGGUAAAAGAUGACAAGACAUCUAAGGGGUUUAUAGACAGGCUCACUCUCGGUAUCAUUCGGGUUUUAGAGAACCUCCCAGGUGUGCUGGAUGUGCGAUUUGUAGAGAAACCCCCUGCAGAAAAGCGAUGCCUUCUCUCCUGGGAGCAGAAAAACAACUGCACUUUGCCGGAAGAUCUAAGAGAUUUCUAUCUCACAACAGAUGGCUUCAUGCUUGCCUGGAACACCAAGCUGGAAAAUGAAGUGGUUCCAGUGGGUUGCAUGAUGAUCAACAAUGUUGCUCAGUUACGCCCCCUGAUUCAGUCAAAUGUGUAUUCACUCCCCAAUGCACCUACUUUAGCUGAUCUUGACUUCGAGGAGGACUUAGAGGAAUCGGAUGGCCCCGAAAAUCCUCAUUUUGACUCUCGUAGCCGCAUCUUUGAGCUGGACCCCUGCAACGGUAAUGGCAAGGUUUGCCUUGUUUACAAGAAUUGCACAUCAGGUGUAAUGGCCCAGCAGUGUGAGGUGUGGUUCUUGGACCGGUCACUUUUCUGGCAUUAUCUCACCCCCUCCUUCACUGCCUACUACCGGCUUAUGAUCACUCAUCUGGGACUGCCGGAGUGGCAGUAUAAUUUCACUCCGUAUGGCCCAAGCCCACAAGCUAAGCAAUGGGCUGCCCUCUACCAACCCCUGACGUUCCACGGUGACUCUCAUCCUGAUGCAGCCGGUGAACCCCUACUGAACAAACUGGAUCCAGCCAAGGCGUUCCGUGGCAAGGCCAAGCCACCCACUCCCAAGAAGAAGCAGGCAGCACAGGUCCCAGCGAGCGGUGGGAGCACAGCCAAAGCACAGGGGGUCUCAGGAAGACACAGCGUGACUAAACGAUGACUUCAAUGUCCCAAUGUCCAUGCAAUGUUUCAUGUCUCAUUUAGGCAUGUCGAUUGCUAAUGCUGAGUAUUUACACUCAUAUAAGCAGUUAAUUUCAUCCACUGAUGCCCAUGAGUCUGUAUAUUUAUUAAAGAACAAAGAUGGAACAAUCCUGAGUCCCGAGGUUCUUCAGUAGUUUAGUUAUUCCUCUAUAUCCCAGAAGUUAGUAGUACGCACUAGAGUGAGAAAGUUGGCCUUUUUUUUUUUUGUCUGGCAUCCAUGUCUCAUAUUAGGCCUGUAAACAUCCAGGUCCCCUCUGUGG